Molecule: messenger RNA, 3090 nt
Organism: Caenorhabditis auriculariae
Lineage: Eukaryota; Metazoa; Nematoda; Chromadorea; Rhabditida; Rhabditidae
Source: the annotation of a GenBank genome assembly
AUGGCUCGAAAGAAGCAACAACAGCCAUCCCACUCGGAAGUUUCUGCUGGGGGCGCCGACAAAGUCAAAGGGAUCGACGCUAUCGUCGGGAGUCAAACCGAAGGCGUCGAAAAUCAAGAAGAAGAAGUCAAGGAUAUAGAUUUUUUGGCACUACUUAACGCCUCUGGAAUCGGACAAAAAAGACCGAGUCCCGCGACAAAUGGUAACGGCGCGCCCGCGACCAAAGUCUGCAAGAAGACGUCAGAAAUCUGGGACCACUACAAGUUACUCAGCGAGAAUCAGAACGUCGAGUGCUCCUACUGCUGGAAAGUCCUUAGAAGGAACGAUAGUAGCACGAAAACUAUGUGGGGCCAUCUGCAAGCCUUCCAUUCGGAUGUGAUCAAGGGAAGUCGCGUCAGAAAGAGCCAAAAAUUGUUGGCCGCUGAAGGAGAGCAGGUUACGCCGCAGUCGAGUCCGCAGGUGUGGAUUUGUUGGAAAUAUAUUGGAUUUAUUCACAAUUUGAACUUUUUAACCCAUUUCCAAAGUUCAAGUGGGAACUUUCUUAGUCAACUUCUUACUUGGUCACUGGAGGCGAAGAAAGCAAAAGAUUUGAUGGAAAAUUUCAACUAGUUUCGAAUGACUUGAGAAAAAAACUCAAUACUUCUGACAGUCAUGACUUAAAACUUGAUAAAAAUAAAAAUAGACGAGAUGAAUUACAGGUUCUUGAACUUUUUUCAAAUUAAUCAAGGACAAAGAUUGGUGCUAGAAUUUAAGGAAAAAUAAAAGAGAAGUGAAAAGUAGUAAAGAAGAACGAGCAACGGACUGGGCGAAAACUUCAACUUUUUUUCUCGCGAAUCUUAGAAAAAUAAGGACAUGAAUCUAUAUUUCAACAAAGGACUUCUGGAUUAGUUCAAAUUGAAUACUUUUUAUAGGAUUUUGUUUUCAUAAAAAAAUAUUCAGACUCCAACGCAGCCCUACGUGAAGCGAGCUCGUGCCGGUGGUAAUAACAAUAACUCACAGGUAACUUUUUUUAUAACCUUUUUUUCCAUUAAAAUGUAUUGUAUAUAAUAUGUUUUGAUUGAUUUUUUUCCAGCAAGAAAGGACGACCGCCGACUCUCUGGCUUCCGCUAUGCAGCAACUCCAGCAGAGUGGACACCUUGGCACUGUAAGUUCGAACCAUUAAAAUGCGAAUGUUAUCGAAAAUUUUCAGUAUAACACGUCGCUGAACUUCUUGGAUAAUUUGCCGAAGUCCAACGAGGUAAUCAACAUCGGCGCCGGCUUCAUCAAGGACGACGAUGAGGAUAAUCACAAUACAGAGGUAACUUUGGAAAAAAGGUUAAAAUUAAGAAAGUUAUUCUGAAGGCCGGAUCUUCAACGGCGUCGGAAGAGCAGCAUCUGUCGACGUCGCCGCUGCGAGACGAAGCCGUUGCAUCGCCGCACGUCUCCGCGUCGGCCAAUUCGCUCGGAAGCCUCGGCGACGACUCGCAGGCCAACAACAACAAUCAAUUCGCCGCUUUCAUGAACAUUGCCGCCGCCAAUCCCAUGAUGCUCGCCAUGUUGUUAGUUUCGAUCUUUUUGAAACAAGUUUUUUUUUUGGGCAGCUUAUGAGAUUGAGAAAAAUGAGAAAUCGGAAAAAUGUUGCUCUUCAGCCUUCGUAAUUGUUAAAACUGCUUUCUGAAAAGUUCCUAUUCGAGGCAGAACCAUUUCACACGAGAACUCAUUUCACUUUGCGGUUUGGUCUUCAUGAAAUCUCGCUAAAACACUCUGAAUGUCUCGAUGAAGGGUCGCUGCCUGCGCAAAGUUCUAGUAUUUAAGAUAAUAAUUUUUAAAGUUUGCGCUUAACACAGAAUUAGACUCCACAAGGGUUUUAUUCAAACUUGCGACUUGGAAUUUUCUAAAACUUUGCUCAAAUAAUAUCCGAAGAUUAUAUCAGGAUCCAUCAAAUUUGCAACCCGCGCCAGCUUCUAGUUUUUGAGAUAAUUAAUUUUGAAGGUCGAAAAGUUAGGCCUAAAACGUUUUUUCGCAAGUUUUAAAAAUCAUAGCUCAAAAACUAGAAGUUUGCGCAGGUAGCGAUUAUGAGGGAUUUUCAUCUAGGCCUUCAAAGAGUGUUCGAGCAGUUUUGUAGAAAUUUCCAAACCGCCAAGUGAAAUGACUCACCGUGUGAAAUAAUUCUGCUUCGAAUAAAGACCGUUCAGAAGAAUUUCUACCAAUAAAGAAGGCGGAAAGUCCAGAAUUUUCGAUUUUUUACAAUUAAGUAGGCGGAUCCAACUUUUUCGAUUUUUUUUUUUGAGAGACGCCAUUUUUUGUGCACUGUUGGGCUGAGGGAACCUGGAAAAUUGAUGCGCUGUAUAUGAUCUAUAACUUUAGUUUUUCGAAAAAAAUUUUGAGGAAGCUCUUUCAGAGGAUCUGCAGCCAAUGUGAUGAACGCGACGACUACAACAACUGCGACGUCUUCGGGCGCGACAACGUGUGUCUCGGCCUCGGCCUCGACGUCGCCGCCCUCACCUCCACACCUUCCGAACGCCUCCAAUGGAGUGCCUUUCACUUUGAGCGAAGGCUCCUGUGCCUCAGUUCUCAUGUCGAUGGCCGUUGAUCUUGACAUGACCUUGUCUUACCACAGGCGCCGGUAAAAAUCUUUCUUUGAACAUCUUUCAAUGGGGAAGGAUUCAGAGUCGACGUCGAGCUGUGCUUUGAGAGCAACCGGACCGCCGAGAAGAGUGGCGGGCGUGGGAAAAUCAUUUGCCUGACCGAUUUGGGCAAGGAGAUUCGGUUGGUUUUUUUUUUUGCAUUACAGAGCUUUUAAAAGUUCCAGAUUCAGAGUAGCCAGCCUUCCAGUUUAAAAAAAGGAAAUGAAGAAAAAAGUUUUUUUCAUUUUCGCGGGUUUUUUUUUUCAAACUUUAAUCUGUAAUGGAUUGAUCCUCUAAAUUCUCAAAACUAACGUUUCAUGACUAAAAAAAAAAUUUUUUUGUCACUUACUUCUAAUCUAUUUUCAGUAUCACGGAACGUAUCAACGGCGCCGUCGUCGACACUGAAAUGUGGACUAAAACUGAUUUCAACCAAUUCCACUGGGCGAUUCGCGGAAAAUGCCAAAAAGCCUUCAUCAAAGCUUGA